This is a messenger RNA of Peromyscus leucopus (white-footed mouse), 2271 nucleotides long. It is a transcript of the gene Trim47, whose product is annotated as tripartite motif containing 47. Gene Ontology annotation, molecular function: zinc ion binding. The coding region runs from base 433 to 1992 and encodes 519 amino acids. The transcript is spliced from 6 exons. The record is from RefSeq and is a predicted model, not a curated record. NCBI's taxonomy places the organism in Eukaryota, Metazoa, Chordata, Mammalia, Rodentia, Cricetidae.
GGGCAGCUCCCCCCCCCCCACUCUUCUCGGGCUGUGCCUUUUAUUUGUUUGUCUCUUUUAUUAUUAUUGUGGGAUGUGCACGUGGAGAUUAAGAAGACAACUUUGUGGAGUUGGUUCCCACCUUUGCGUGGGUCUCAUCGCUCUGACUCAAUAGGCUCUGCCUUAGUUUCCCCCUCUAACCUGAGGAUCUUUGCGACCGCUUCCAGUCUAUAGUGUCGUUUGCUAGGGCUGGUGUGGAUGGAAGCGGAGUCAGAAGCAACUACUGAGUAGAUGAAAGAAUGGCGAAGAGCCGAAAGGGAGUGUGUGUGUGUGUGUGUGUGUGUGUGUGUGUGUGUGUAACUGGGUCAGUGUGGGUGUAAAGCCAGAGAGGUACCUGGGUUAGACCCUUGGAGCCGGUGGGGACCAGGAGUGGCUGGCCGCGGGCGUGGCCCCAUGGCUGCGGAGCUCUUCUUGCUGGUCCCGACUCAGAUUUGUCCUGGACUGAGUCAGCCGCUGUGGAUGGGUGUGGCAGGCACCAGGAGAGCAAUGGAGGUUGGGCUGGUCACACAGAACUUCUCUGUCCGAAGAUUCUGGGGCCGUUGGGAGCAUGUGCCCAGUGCCCCACCACCUCCCACCCCCAGUUUCCUUUGGCCUCCAUCCCGGUCUUGGCGCCUCUGGCUUUGGGAUUUUCCGUCUCUCCUGCCUGGAGCUGUGACUCAUAAGACCCAAGGGAUUUGCCCGGAAUCCCCAUUUUUCAGAGCUGGAUUGGGGGCUGAGCAGCCCAAAGUCCUGAGUGCCGUGGAGGACCGGAUGGAUGAACUGGGUGCCGGCAUUGCACAGUCCCGCCGUACUGUGGCCCUCAUCAAGAGUGCAGCUGUGGCCGAGCGAGAGAGGGUGAGCCAGAUGUUUGCCGAGGCCACAGCCACCCUACAGAGUUUCCAGACCGAGGUGCUGGGGUUCAUCGAGGAGGGGGAGGCCACUAUGUUGGGCCGCUCCCAGGGUGACCUGCGUAGACAGGAGGAGCAGCGCAGCCGCCUGAGCCGGGCACGUCACAACCUCAGUCAGGUUCCAGAGGCUGACUCAGUCAGCUUCCUACAGGAGCUCCUGGCACUAAGGCUGGCUCUGGAGGAGGGGUGCGGCCCUGGCCCUGGGCCCCCCAGGGAACUCAGCUUCACCAAGUCCUCCCAAGUGGUCAGAGCGCUGAGAGACAUCCUGGUCUCAGCCUGCGCCAGCCAGUGGGAGCAGCUGCGGGGCCUGAGCAGUGAUGAGGAUGAGCUGCAGAAACGCGGCUCAGAAGCUGAUGUGGAGUCCCAGGACCCUGACAGCACCAACCUGCUGGAGAGCGAGGCUCCCAGGGAUUACUUCCUCAAGUUUGCCUACAUCGUGGACCUGGACAGUGAUACGGCAGACAAGUUCUUGCAGCUUUUCGGAACCAAAGGCGUCAAGAGGGUAUUAUGUCCCAUCAACUACCCGGAGUCACCCACCCGCUUCACGCACUGUGAGCAGGUGCUAGGAGAGGGUGCCCUGGACCGGGGCACCUACUACUGGGAGGUAGAGAUCAUCGAAGGAUGGGUCAGCGUGGGUGUCAUGGCUGAGGGCUUCUCUCCGCAAGAGCCCUAUGACCGAGGCCGGCUGGGCCGAAAUGCACACUCGUGCUGUCUGCAGUGGAACGGGCGUGGAUUCUCAGUCUGGUUCUGUGGGCUGGAGGCUCCGCUGCCGCAUGCCUUUUCCCCUACGGUUGGGGUCUGCCUAGAGUAUGCUGACCAUGCCCUGGCCUUCUACGCUGUUCGAGACGGAAAGCUGAGCCUUCUUCGGAGGCUCAAAGCCUCCCGGCCACGCCGCAGUGGCGCCCUGGCCUCCCCCACUGACCCUUUCCAGAGUCGCCUGGACAGCCACUUUUCAGGCCUCUUCAGUCACAGGCUCAAGCCUGCCUUCUUCCUGGAGAGUGUGGACGCCCAUCUGCAGAUCGGGCCCCUCAAGAAAUCGUGCAUAUCCGUACUGAAGAGGAGGUGAUGGAGGACUACCUCAUGCUGCAGAGGCCUUGCCCGGAUCUCCUGGGAGAAGGCACCAGUCUUAGACACCCCCGCUCUGAGCUGUCUCGCUUCUACAGGUCUCUGCUUUCUGUAACCAGACCUUCCACUUUCCAAGGCAGGGGUCCCCAGCCCCUUGCAGGACUUGUUUUGGGAAGAGACCUUGAGCUGGGACAACUUCAGACUGCCCCAGCCCUUCUUCUCCAGGUCUCUAGAACUACCUGGCACACAGUAGGUGCUCAAUAAACAUUCGUUGAAUCCA